Molecule: messenger RNA, 687 nt
Organism: Gongylonema pulchrum
Lineage: Eukaryota; Metazoa; Nematoda; Chromadorea; Rhabditida; Gongylonematidae
Source: the annotation of a GenBank genome assembly
GCCCUGUUAACCACAUUCCUAUUUCCGCUAUGUACAAACAUGUUGAGAAAACUAGUUUGUUUUCUGUUUCAGAACUUGCACACGAUUGCGAAAGAAAAAAUCAGUAACUUUAUACGAGGACAUUUUCAUGGUCACUAUGACUUCGAUUUGGAAAGAACAUUGUAUAUGUUUACAGCAGGUCGCUAUGAGUUCAUGAAUAAAGGAGGCGAUAUGUUCAUCGAGUCACUGGCCCGCCUAAAUCAUUACCUAAAGACAACCACGGAUCCGCGAUACAGAGAUGUUACCGUAGUUGCUUUCAUCAUUUAUCCGGCAGCGGCGAGCUCAUUUAACGUGGAGUCGCUGAAAGGUCAAGCAGUUGCAAAGCAGUUGCGCGAUGCUGUUGACAAAAUUAAGGAAAAUAUUGGCUCGAGAAUGUUUGACUCUUGUUUGAAAGGUCGCAUACCGAGCAUGGAUGAACUAUUGCUACCAACCGAACGCAUUCAGUUGAAACGAUGUAUCAUGGCAACGGCGAAGCAUGAAUUACCGCCGAUAUGUACGCACAAUAUGCUGGAUGCCGCUGACCCAGUACUUUGCGCACUACGCAGAACGCAGCUUAUUAAUAACCGCAGCGAUCGUGUUAAAGUUGUCUUCCAUCCCGGUAUGCUUUCGCUGUUUGUUUUGCUCUUGCUUUUCCGUUUUUUAAUGUAA